Messenger RNA from Pseudozyma hubeiensis SY62, 5853 nucleotides. RefSeq names its product predicted ubiquitin-protein ligase. Gene Ontology annotation, cellular component: RQC complex; cytosol. The transcript has a single exon. Gene Ontology annotation, biological process: ribosome-associated ubiquitin-dependent protein catabolic process; rescue of stalled cytosolic ribosome. The record is from RefSeq and is a predicted model, not a curated record. Lineage: Eukaryota; Fungi; Basidiomycota; Ustilaginomycetes; Ustilaginales; Ustilaginaceae. Bases 1 to 5853 code for a protein of 1950 amino acids. Gene Ontology annotation, molecular function: ribosomal large subunit binding; zinc ion binding; ubiquitin protein ligase activity.
AUGGCCAAGGGUGCGCCGAAAGGCAAGUCGUCGGCUUCGUCGGCCACGCGCAAGAAGCAGGCCAACAAAGCCGCCAUAAAAAAGGCCUACGAGCGAGACGAUGAUGGCAAGCUUCUGCAUCCCGAGCUUGCCGAGGCUCUCGAGAAGCAGAACAAACAACAUGGCCCACAGCGUGGACAGAAGAAAGACAAGACCAAGAAGGAUGGCAAAGGCGGCAAAAAGGGUAAAGCCGAAAAGAAGAAACAGUACAUUCCACCUCCCAAACCACCACAGCCGCUGCCGGAUCCGCUUGACUCUAUGGGUCUCGCUUCCCUGCUUCCCGCGGACCUCGUCGUGCUCCUGCGCAAGGCGUCAAAGAAGGACGUCAUCACUCGUUGUCGCGCUUUGGAGGGAUUGCUAGCUUGGGUGGAAGAUGCCCUAGGGAAAUCGUCGUCCACUUCUUCCCGCGAGCCGGACGCCGAGGCUUCCAAUCUCAGCUCAAGUGAGAAGAGGGAUGCCCUCGUCAUGAUGCUCCCAAGCUGGGUCCACCUCUUUCCUCGCUUGGCGCUGUCGCCAACACGUCGUCUCCGAUUGUUAACCAUGCAAAUUCAGACGCUGCUCCUUGAGAAGCUGCAGGAACCGUCCGAACAUACUUCUACGACGAGAGCGGAGCUCUUGGAAUCGCCCCAAUACAUCGAACCCAUUCUUGGACCGUGGGCCAUCCUCUGUCACGAUACCGAUCGCACCAUCGAACGGCUCGGUCGAGCUGCUUGGAACGAUACCUGUUCGUGGAGGAGUUCUCCAGCAACUGAUGCAUCUGCGGGAGCCGAAAAUUCAACUACACUGGACUUGACCGAGCACUGCGACAUUCUUGUAACCCACCUGCGCACCAUCCUCUUGUCCCCUUCGCCCUCUUUCGCCCUGUCCUUGACAUCGGCUCAUGCCGUUGCCUCGGCUGAUCCGACCUUGUCUCGUGCCUCCUCAGGAUACGCCACGCCGUCGCUGCAGCCGAGCGGUGUCGAGCGAGACGCCAAGAACCGAGACGAGAGCAACGUCGAAGAAGACACUGCAGCACUCGACAAGCGUCUCGUUGCCGGUGCCCUCGCAGUACUCUCCUCCGUCAUUCGCCAGAAGUCCGAUUCCGCAGUCAUGGAAAGCUUGCAAGAUAUCUUCUCUUCAAGGCUCGUAUGGGCUUCUUUGUCUCCUCACAACCUGGCAACAUCAUCGUCCACAGCACGCAUCGAGGCAGCCGCACCCGUCACCUCGUUCGGAUUCGAAUCACCCGCCGUCAGAUUGCGCGCCUGGACACUACUGCGCACCAUCUUCGACAUGGCACCCGACCUCCUCGACCAGCACAUCAACACGAUCGGCACCGUUGCCAUGUCUUCGGUAUGGUCCGAGCGAGACAAUGCUGUUCAGCGAGCCACGCUCGAUGCCAUCCUGCCUCUGCUCAGGAAGCGUCCAGAGUUGUGGCUCAUUGGUUCCCGCCAAGAUGCUGCUCAGAAGGCCAAGGGAACCCACGCCGACGACAGCGACGACGAGCACGACGAUGACGAAGACACUGAUGACGACGAAGAAGAAGAUGACGACAGCUCAGACACCGCAUCUGAUGAUCGUGACCACGAAGUCGCAGGUACUGCACAGGAAUCACGACCAAAGCCGCAGUCCUACACCUCCUUCUUGCAAUGGUUGCAGUCAGCAUGCGGCGGUGCUCCUCAUCUGGGCUAUUCGGCCGUGAUCGUGUUCAUCUCGACCAUCCCUGCCGAGAUUCUCGCUCACGAUGAUUUGGACGCUGCUUCUGAUCUCCUCACCAACUUCUUUUCGGCUUUGUACAGCCGUCCGCUCGACUUUGACCCGACAGGAUGUCGAGCCUUCUUCGCGUCCUUCACAGAAUGCGUCGCUUUCCUAGCUCUACGCAUGCUUCGCACCACGACUAGCGCAGGCAAGGAUAACGCUGCAUCAGCAAACGAUCUUGUGCGUGUACACUUUGGCAGCGCAUGGUCAGAGCUGGUGUUUCCAAAGGCGAGCCUGCUGUCUUCCCUCGGUGCAUCCGCGGCGGCCGAGGAUGCCGACGAAGCAGGACGAGUACAACGGAUCAAGAACAUUGGAAGCACACGCAUCGUGUCCGAUCUUGCCAUCCAAGUACGACGCGUGGCUUCGUCCGAGUCUCAACUCGUCCUGCCAUUUGUUGCCGAGACGGAGGCUGACCUCGUCGAGAUCACCGAGGCUCUUUGCACCGCAAACACAAGCGAUCCCAAGGUGCUUGCUACGCUGGAACGUGCCGCGUCUUUCUACGCUGCUCUAGCGCCGUCCCAGGGUCAGACUGCCAGCGCUGAGAUACGAGCAGCGGCAGCUGCCGGUCUCAGCAGGGCCAUCAAACUCGCUGCCUCGCGUCUGUCUGAUGUCGACACUGAGGCGACCGCUUCGUCGGAUCUCAGGCGAACUCGCGCUACCCUGCUUUCUGAUUUUCUGUGUCUUUUGCUUCGGUCGGCGGUCAGCGUACCAGAUGCCCCUGACGGCUCUGCCACCGAAGUAUUGGCGCAGACAUCACAAGUGUCCAUUCCUCACCUUGUAGCAACCAAGUGCAUUGCGCCGACGUCAGCAGCGUCCUUCCUUGCCGCCUAUCUGCCUUUGUGCACGGACGAAAAGGUCCGAGCAUCCAUCUGGACAGAAACGUUAUCGUCAGUGGCUCUUCUCGGCGAGCUCCAAGACCGAGUGGAUGCGCUGUCCGAGCUGUUUGCCGCCUCAGAAGCUAUUUCGAAAGCAGCGGAGGCCAGCGACGCGGCAAGUUCUCGACUUCAGCUACCAGCGCCGGAGGCUGGCAUCGAGGACUUGGCCAUAGGACUUGUCACCAGCCUCUGCGACAGUGCACACGUCUCCAACGAGCUUCGUUAUCGCCUUCGUAAUCUCGUCUCGAACAUUAUGACCAAGCCAGGAUCCUUCAUCGACGCAUCGUGCGUCAAGGCGAUGCUGUCCAUUAUAUGCUCGACGAUCGAGCACCUCAGGAACACGCUGCUGGAAAGGCCACAACCUGGGGAGGAUGAACACCUCCGCAAGCGCUUAGCCGCUUCGACGACGGAGCACUUGCUAUAUGUGCUAGAAAUUUGGAUCAAGGCUCAAUCGUCCGGAGCCGAUGCUCGGCGCACUCUCAGAAACCAAUCUUUCGCAGGUAUUUUGACCGCCGUCUUCGAACUCGCCCACCUAUACAAAGGUUUUGGAGAUCCGAGCGCUGAGCAGCACGACUGGAUCAGCAAAGGACAUGCCUCAGGAGUGCGAGCGCUUGCGCAUCAUGUGAUGCAGCAUGUACUUAAAGACGCCUCCGAGCAGGAGUGGAGGGAGAUGCAAGAGGAAGAAAGAGCAGGACUUCAAGAUCACUUGCUCGACAUCCACGUUCCGGUCGACGUCUUGGUGAACGCCGCCAUGAUGAAAGCAUCGCUGCUUCCAGAGCGUCAAGAGCUGCGCGACAUGAUGCUCAAUGUGUGCCGUCAAGAGACGCACGCGGCAUUGCUGGUGUUCGAUCCGCUGAUUCCACAGCAGUCUUCCUCAGUGUCCGCCUCCGCGAGCUCGGAUUCGCUAAUCGAUGGCCAAGGCCUCGGCAUUUUCGCGCGAAUCUGCGCUGCUGCCCUUCUGAUUCUCAAUCAGGACCGUGCAGGUGCCAAGAAGCACGUCAACCUGCUUCCGCUUGUAGUUCUUCUGUCGAUUCUGAUCGAAGACGACCUGCUGGUUGCUGGUGCAUCGAAGCACGCUCUUGCUUCCUCUGUGCUUCCCGAAGCUCAUCGUGCAUGGCUGCAGUCCUCGGUCACGGCCACCACUGCUCUAAUCUCGUCGCUCAGCGACGCAGUGACGGAAAAUUGGCACAACGACUUGGUCACGGCGCUCCAGCGCUCGACUGCUAUUGACGCCGACAAGGACGGCAUCGGCCACGUACUUUCUGCGGUGUGGGGAAUGGCAUCAGAGCUCAACACCCCGAGCAGCUAUCUUGCACGUGUCUUCCACCGUCUGCUGAAUGCAGUCUUUAGCUUCGGCACUGUAACGGAAGUAGGAGCUGAUCGUUGGCUCAAGCUUGGAGAUGCAGUCCAAGAUCGCAUGCCAGCCAUGGCUCACGCCAUCUUCCAUGCGGUCAAACCAAUCGCUGGCUCUUCCCCCGUCUACGACCGUCUUCGGAAUGGAGCCGCUGCCAAACUUGCAGGACUUGGCCCCAACUCGGCAGAAGAUCGCCUACUCAAGUCACUCCGCACGCUCGUUGCUCUGGCUCCACCGGUAGACUCCGAUCUGGCAAUCAUUCCGCAGCAGCGUGCGAUGUUCCUGCUCAAAGACAUUCAAAGAUGGCACUCGGACGACGAGAACAACGACGAUCCUGAGGAGGAGACAUCGACACGUCUCGCAGAGCUGUUCGUUCACCUGCUCCCGGUCGUACAGGAUGUACCGGGCAGUCACAUCGACUUCAUCUUUGACACUCUCGAGACAAACUUGGAAUUGUGCUCCUUGGCCGAAGACGAUACAGUGGCGCAGCUCUACCACAAUCUUCGCUUGCUCGAGACGAUGCGUGAUCUGGCAUCUCGCAACGCUAAUCUGCGCGAUUAUUGGAAGGAUCGCAGCGUUGCGUCGAUCGACAGGGUACGGGAUCAAUUCUUGUCUCUUCCUGGUCUCGAGUCGAUCUCGGCUCCCAAGCAGGCCUGCAUCGACCUCAUUGUGGACCUCAUUCGCGAGACAUCAGAGGCGCCCUUCAUGCUGUCACAGACUGCUGCGCCGUUGUGCAAGCUUUUGGUGCAGAACCCAAGCCACGAGGUUCAGGUGAUCAGCUACCGCUUGCUGAGCGGCGCCAUCCGAGAGCACAUUAAGGAGCUUGUUGUCGAGUCGGCGGUGGAUCGGGAAGCGCUGGCGACCGAAGAAGGGCAGCAGAAGCUCAAGCUUCCGGAAGCUCUGGUUGCCAACAUCAGCGACAGUAUGGGCCCCCAGCUCAACCUGCUAGUUGAAGAGGGAGCUGCACGCCGCACCGCGUUUGGCUACUUCCUCAGCUGGAUUGCGGUGUUUGAGCAUUUCGAGGGGGCUUCGCUGUCUGUGAAGUCGGCGUUUUUGGGCGAGAUCGAAAAGCGUGAUCUGUUGGUCGAGUCGCUACUGCCUACCGUGUUUGCACUGGUCGGCUUGGCCGACGAGAGUCGACGACCGUUCGAUCCGAGCCGCUUCGUCCUGGAAGAAGUGUUCUUGGAUCAAAUCGAUGCCGAAUCGUCAUUGACCGUGUUGCAGGUGUUGGCAGCGCACGUUUACCUACGAGCGUUGAUCCAUAUGCCUACCGCCGUCCGCGGAUGGUGGGUCAACAUCAAAGAUCGACAGCACUCCAUGCAGAUCGCCAGCUUCACCACGCGUCACCUUUCGCCCAUCAUCGCCAACCGUGAACUUUCGCACCUUCGCGAACCGGAAGCGAUGUCCAAGUUGCAAGACGAAGCCCUCUCGAUCAAGAUCCUCUCGACGAACGAAGUGAUCGCCACCUACGUGGUGGAUGAGCACCCCAUGGAGAUCGGCGUCAAGAUUCCUUCGGACUUCCCGCUUCACGGCGUCGAGAUUCGUGACAUUCAACGAGUCGGCAUCACCGAAGCCAAAUGGAGAUCUUGGUUGUUGGCGGUACAGCAGCUCAUCACGGGUCAGAAUGGACUCAUCUUUGACGCGUUGAGCUUGUUCAAGCGUAACGCCGAGGUGCAGUUCCAAGGACUGGAUGAGUGUGCGAUUUGCUACUCCAUCAUCUCGCCCAUGGACAGGAGUUUGCCGACCAAGCCGUGCAAGACGUGCAAGAACAAGUUCCACGCUGGGUGUUUGUUCAAGUGGAUCUCGACGAGUGGGGCUAGUACGUGUCCGUUGUGCAGGUCAAUUUUGUAG